This is a messenger RNA of Podarcis lilfordi (Lilford's wall lizard), 23001 nucleotides long. Lineage: Eukaryota; Metazoa; Chordata; Lepidosauria; Squamata; Lacertidae. The record is from the annotation of a GenBank genome assembly.
AGCCGCAGGAGAGGAGAGGCGCCUCCGCAGCCGCCAUUAAACAAUAGCUGGGGGAAGGCGGAGCGGCGCGCACGGGUGUCCGUCUCCUUUUUGGCUGGGGCCAGGCCGGAGUCCGCGGGGAGGGUCGCAUCCGGAGCCGAGGGAGCCGGGGAGCGCGGGAGCAAGACCCGGAGCGAGAGGAGGAGCGAGAUCGGGAGCGCAGAGAGAGAGGGGCGCGCGUGUGCGUCUGCGCCCAACCUCGCCAAACCUCGCCAAGGACGCAUCUCCGGGGCCCUGCUUUCCAGGCGCAAAAAGCAAGGAGGCCGUGCGCCUCGCGAGGUUUUGGGGUCUUAUUUUUCUCCUUUUCCGCCCCUUCUUCUUCCCACCUCCGGAGCUGCUGCUUGCGGAGGAAGGAGCCGCCGGAGCAGCCCAGAAAAGCCAGGGGGAAAGGAAAGCGAGCGCGCGCUCUCCGGGCCUGCUUUGCGGACGCCUUUGGCGCAAGCGGGAGGAAGCGCGCUCCGCAUCCGCCGCCGCCGCAGCCCUGCGCUUCGGAUCGGGGCCUGACAUGAUGUUUCCUCAAAGCCGGCACUCGGUGAGGGGGGGGGGGGAGAGAGAAGCGAGGGGAGGGGAGUUGGCUGCAAAGAGGGCGGGGGCGCGAGGGAUUGGGGUGCCCGUCCGGGAGGGGGGGAGGGAAAGGGCGGGGUGCCAGGGGGGAGGGGUUGGGUGCUGAGUAGGGGGGGUUGCGGUCCAAGGGAGGAGAGGGUUGGGGUUCUCGGAGAAGGAAGGAGGGGGGUUUGGGGUGCCGGGAGAGGAGAGGAGUAGGGUGCUAUGGGAAAGAGGGGGGCCACGAUUGGGGUGUCGGAAAGGGGUGGGGUGCAAAGGGGAAAUCGAGGGAGGAGAGGAGAUUAGGAGGGGUUGGGGUGACGGGGAAGGAAAUUUGGGGGGGGUAAUGGGGAGUUUGAGGUGCCGGGGUAGAGGAUUGGGGUGCCCAGAGAAGGAAGGACGGGUUUGGGGUGCUAAGGAAAGGGGGAAGGAUUGGGGUGCCCACAGGGAGGAUCGGGGCGCCAGGCGGAAGGGCAACUGGUUGUAAAGAGAGCAAGGAGGCAGGAAGAGGUUGGGGUGCCCAGAGGGGGAAUUUGGGGGGAGGGGUUUGGGGUGCCAGGGAGGGGUUUGGGUGUCAAGGAGAGCAGUGGGAAGAUUAGGGUGCAAGGAGGGGAAGAGGAAGGGAAGGAGGAGGUUGGGGUGCUUGGGGAGGGUUGGGGUGUUCAAGGGAAACUCCCCAGGCCGGAUGUGAGAAAGGGGAGCAGCUGACGCCUUCCUCCUGCACGUGUCCAGGGCUGGGGGGGGGGGGUGGCGACAGGGGAGAGAUAGUUUCCAGGCUGGCUUUUGGCCCAGGAAGUGGAGCAGCGGCGGGGGGGGGGGGUUCUUUGGGGUGCAGUUGUGGGGGUUGUGGCCCAUUGGAGUGCCUUGAGAAAUGAGGGAGGGGUCCCCUUGAAGGAGGGGUAGAGAGUGAUCGGAUGAGUGGGUUGUUUUUAGUGCUGUUACACACACACACACACACACACACACACACAGAGACCUUAGGGUGAAGGGUUGCAUAGCAAGUACCGUAUUUUUCGCUCUGUAAGACGCACCAGACCACAAGACGCACCUAGUUUUUGGAGGAGGAAAACAAGAAAAAAUAUAUUCUGAAUCUCAGAAGCCAGAACAGCAAGAGGGAUCACUACGCAGUGAAAGCAGCGAUCCCUCUUGCUGUUCUGGCUUCUGUGAUAGCUGCGCAGCCUGCAUUCGCUCCAUAAGACGCACACACAUUUCCCCUUACUUUUUAGGAGGGGAAAAAGUCUUAUAGAGCAAAAAAUACGGUAAGUUAAUAUUAUUAUUAUUGUUAUUAGUAUUAUCGCCCUUGAUUUACUCAUUUCCUCAAGGCGAUUUGCAACAUUAGGUAAUUUUUAAAAGCAGGGUUUUGUUUUGUUUUCUAACAAACAAACAAAGCUGUGAGUUUAUCCCAAGACUGAAUGAAGGGCGGUGAAAUAGUUAAAUGGUGGUUAUUUGUGAAGUUGUGGUUAGAGCAUCAGGCUGGGACCAGGACCAGGGUUCGAAUUCUCCCACUAGGCCAGGACUCUCUCUCUCUCGGUGACCUAGUUGGCCGGUCGCUCCUUCUCAGCGCUGUUGCUUGGGAUUAAAUGAGGACGGGGGAGAGAAACCCGUUUGCCGCCUUGAGCUCCUUUGAGAGGGAAAAAGGAGGCAAAUGCAAUUAAAAUAUCCAAAAUAUCUGGAUCUAAAUGGGCUGGGAUGGAGCCUUGAAAGGCAGCAGAUCGGAUCGAGAUUGCAAAGCUCCACACACCCCUUAUCUAAGCACAGCAGGUUUGGGUCCCCUAAACAUUCUGACAAAAUAAAACCGGGCUCCUCUCCUGUAGAAAGCUAGCAAGCCAGGCUGCAGUCCUCAUCCUGAUGAGCUAGAUUUCCGGGCGAACGCUUUUUCAAAAUGAAAUAAAAUAUGGGGAGUGUUUUUGGACACACAAACUUCUGCUUUGUAUGAAGACGCCCCCCCACUACAUCCAGCACCCCUCUCCUUCCGGAAGCAGCUCCUGCAGUGACCAGCCAGCUUCCUGGGAUCACAGAGUCAUGUCUUUGGAUAGCAUAAAAAGGUAAAGGGACCCCUGACCAUUAGGUCCAGUCGUGACCGACUCUGGGGUUGCGGCGCUCAUCUCGCUUUACUGGCCGAGAGAGCCGGCGUACAGCUUCCGGGUCAUGUGGCCAGCAGGAGUAAGCCGCUUCUGGCGAACCAGAGCAGCGCAUGGAAACACCGUUUACCUUCCCGCCGGAGCGGUACCUAUUUAUCUAGUUGCACUUUGCUGUGCUUUCGAACUGCUAGGUUGGCAGGAUCAGGGACCGAGCAACGGGAGCUCAGCCCAUCACGGGGAUUCGAACCGCCGACCUUCCGAUCGGCAAGCCCUAGGCUCUGUGGUUUAACCCGCAGCGCCAGCCGUGUAGUAGUUGCAUUUAUAUCCCAACUUUCGUCUAAGGAGCUCUAGGUGGCAUGCAUGUUUCUCCUCAUUUUAUCCUCACAACAACCGUGUCAGGUAGGUUAGGUUGUGGGUCUGAGGUCACCACCCGAGUGGAGAUUCGAACCCUGGUUUCCCAGGGAAUAGUCCGGAACGCUCGCUGCUACAACAUCCUGGCUCUUGCAAGCAGUGCAUUAUACAAUGCAUUAUAUGUAUAGUGUGGCCUCUUUGCUGUGGAGGAAUCGCAAGAUUUUUAACAGUACGUAGCAUACAUUCACUACUGCCGCUGUUCACAGUACUCACACACCAUCAAAUUUGAUGGGGUUGGAAAGACCUCCACCAAUUUUGGAGUUCCAAAUCUGGAAUCAGCACCUACUGGUCUGUGCCAGUGACGUCACGCAUUCCCAGCAGCACUGUAUCCACCUCCCCUUGUGUGAUGGCUGGGCAAGAAACCUGUCUGGGGACAGGGAGAGAAUUCGGCGCCUAAUUAUUUCCCCCGUUUUCGUUCCUCGGGUUAAGUAAGGAAGAUGGGGAUGUCGUUUUCCAAGCUUGCCUAUUACCCAUCUCUGCCGUUGUCAAAUGGUUAAAAUAAUGGUUAUAUUCCAGGGUUCUUCGCACUUGCCCCAGCAAUUGAAGUUCACAACGUCAGAUUCCUGUGACCGGAUUAAGGAUGAGUUUCAGCUGCUGCAAGCUCAGUAUCACAGGCAAGUUUCCUUUUGACUCCCUUCGCGGAAAACGCCUACCGUAUUUUUCGCUCUAUAAGACGCACCUAGUUUUGGGAGGAGGAAAAAAAGAAAGAAAAUAUUCUGAAUCUCAGAAGCCAGAACAGCAAGAGGGAUCGCUGCGCAGUGAAAGCAGCGAUCCCUCUUGCUGUUCUGGCUUCUGGGAUAGUUGCGCAGCCUGCACUCGCUCCAUAAGAUGCACACACAUCCCCCCUUACUUUUUAGGAGAGAAAAAGUGAGUCUUAUAGAGCAAAAAAUACGGUAGUUCUUAUUAAUGGUUAUGUCAGUUUUUUCAAAAAAUAAAUAAAUCACGGGAGAGAUGAGGAACCUCAGCCCCGAGGAGUAAAUGUGGCCCUCUGGACCCCACGAUCAGGCCCCCUGCAAUUCUCCCAGGCCACGCCCCUCUUCCUAAGCCACACCCCCAACCUAGACCAUGUCCUUCUACCUAUUCCGCUUGCAUCCCACGAUAGAGAAUAGAUUGAGAUAUCCGUGGAGGAACCAGCCUGCGAUGGUUGAAACAGAUUUAUUUAUUUAUUUUGGAAUCACUUUCAUUGAUUUUACAAAUGCAAAGUACAGAUAAACAAAACGAAAAGAAAAACACAUAUCUAUAUAAAGAGAUUCUCCGAAUCUCGGGACUUCCCCCCCAAAGAAAAUUGGAGUCUCAUUUUAAUAAUAAUAAUUUUUAUUUAUACCCCACCCUUCCCAGCCAAGGCUGGGCUCAGGCAAUAAUAAAAACAAGUUGAAUGAAUACAAUUUACAAACAAAAUUAAAAUACAACAUUAAAAUAUUGAAACAUUAAAAUAUUAAAAUGCAGCCUCAUCGCAGGAGGAGAAAGGAAAAAGAAAAAAGAAAGAGAGGGAGGGAAUCAAACUGGCUUCAAGCCAAAGGCCAGGCGGAACAACUCUGUCUUACAGGCCCUCCGGAAAGAAAUCAGAUCCUGCAGGGCCCUGGUCUCAUGAGACAGAGCGUUCCACCAGGUCGGAGCCAUCACUGAGAAGGCCCUGGCUCUGGUUGAAGCUAGUCUAACUUCCUUAGGGCCCGGGACCACUAGGGUGUUGCUAUUUAUGGACCUUGAGGCUCUCUGUGGGGCAGACCGGGAGAGGCGGUCCCGUAGGUACGAGGGUCCUAUAAACAUCUAUGACUGCAUAUCCAUCCAUACUCAUCCCAUUUUUAUGCCAAACCAUAUUCUCCAUAAUAAUUCCUGCACUAAGAGUGAAAUCAAAAUCCUGCUCUCGUCUCCAUCAGCUUAAAAUGGCCUCCUAAAUAACUUAUAAUUUUUCCCCUAGUGUUUUUUAUCCUCUUGGUUUCUGGGUUUUCUUUUUCCCCAAAAAUAUUGAUUUUCCAAAUAUUUUAAACAAACAAACAUAGAUCUUAACUGUACUUAAUCCAAUCUUAGUAACAUUGUUAAAUGACUUCCUCAAAUCCUCCUGGCUGAGUUUCAUUGUAUAUCAUUGUCACAGUUUUCCAAAACCAGUUUUCUCAUAAAAUUAACAGUCACUUAGCAUCUUUUUUCCUUUUCCUUUUAACUUUAAACAUUUUAUUCUCUAACAUCACAUUUUAAGUCCUAAGUCCAUCUGGUAUUUGCAAUUUUUCCAAUUAAGUUAUCUUAGCAUAUUUGACUUAAAUAGUCUUUGAAUUUCAUCCAUUCCUCCUGGUACUCCUCCUCCUUCUGGUCGCGAAUUCUUCCGGUCAGGUUGGCUAUCUCCGAAAAGUCCAUCAUCUUCAUCUGCCAUUCCUCCACUUUUGGGACUUUUUGUGUUUUCCAAUUCUUAGCUAACGAAAUUCUAGCUGCAGUUGUGGCAUACAAAAACAAUCUUGGGCACUUCCUAACCUGUUAUUCCAAGAAGAAAGGCCUCUGGUUUCUUAAUAAAUGUAAACAUUUUCUUCAAUUCAUUAUAAAUCUUUUCCCAUAAGUCUUUCACCUUGGGGCAAGUCCACCACGUGAUAAAAGGUACCCUCUUUUUCUUUACAUUUCCUUGUUUUUGAGUUUUCCCGUCAGUUUUGCCAUCUCGGCAUAGUCCGUCACCUUGGUUUGCCAUUUUUCUCUUAUUUUCUUUCCAUCUCUGAGCUAGUAACAUCCGGGCGGCUGUUGUUCUAUACAUUUUGUUGUUGUUUAGUCAUUUAGUCGUGUCCACCUCUUCGUGACACCCUGGACCAGAGCACGCCAGGCCCUCCUGUCUUCCACUGCCUCCCGCAGUUUGGUCAAACUCAUGCUGGUCGCUUCGAGAACACUGUCCCACCAUCUCGUCCUCCGUCGUCCCCUUCUCCUUGAGCCCUCCAUCUUCCCCAACAUCAGGGUCUUUUCCAGGGAGUCUUCUCUUCUCAUGAGGUGGCCAAAGUCUUGGAGCCUCAGCUUCAGGAUCUGUCCUUCCAGUGAGCACUCAGGGCUGAUUUCCUUCCAAAUGGAGAGGUUUGAUCUUCUUGCAGUCCAUGGGACUCUCAAGAGUCUCCUCCAGCACCAGAAUUCAAAAGCAUCCAUUCUUUGGCGAUCAGCCUUCUUUAUGGUCCAUCGCUCACUUCCAUGCAUCACUACUGGGAAAACCAUAGCUUUAACUAUACGGACCUUUUUUGGCAAGGUGAUGUCUCUGCUUUUUAAGAUACUUGUCUAGGUUUGUCAUUACUUUUCUCCCAAGAGUUCUAUACAUAAAAAGUCUGGUAUUUUGGUACCUAAUGGAAAAGUUUCUGGUUACUCAUCCCCCCACACAUUUUGGCUUCUGGCCCCAUCUGCUAUUGGCAGGCUGGCCCUGGAAGGUUGCCCAGGAAGCAAUCCGGCCCUCAGGGUGGAAAAGUCUCCCCUCCAGGCGGCCCUCGAUUGCUAUAUGAGCAGCGUGAUUUGGGGGCUCAGAGGAGCACCGGUAUCUAAAAACCAGGCAGGGGAAAACGACCUGAGAGCAGGGAUUCCGGAAGGCGGGUCAAGGUGAUAUUUUAUAGGAUGUCCGUUCUUAGAUGUAAAAGGUGUGGUGGCGUUCUUCCUCUCAGCAAUGAUGUUUAAAGGUAAAGGGACCCCUGACCAUUACGUCCAGUUGUGACUGACUCUGGGGUUGUGGCACUCAUCUCGCUUUAGUGGCCGAGGGAGCGGGCGUACAGCUUCCGGGUCAUGUGGCCAGCAGGACUAAGCCACUUCUGGCGAACCAGAGCAGCGCACGGAAACGCUGUUUACCUUCCCGCCAGAGUGGUACCUAUUUAUCUACUUGCACUUUGACGUGCUUUUGAACUGCUAGGUGGGCAGGAGCAGGGACCGAGCAAUGGGAACUCACCCCGUCAUGGGGAUUCGAACCGCCGACCUUCUGAUCCCACAGCGCCACCCGUGUCCCUUUUUCAAUGAUGUUUAGGGAAGCUUUUAAUGUUUAAUAGGUUAUUGUAUUUUAGUAUUUUGUUGGAAGCCGCCCAGAGUGGCUAGGGAAACCCAUCCAGAUGGGUGAGAUAUAAAUAAUAAAUUAUUAUUAGUAUUCUUAUCAUCAUCAUCUCUCUUUCUCUCCCCCCUCUCGCUCCUCCAUUGCGCCCAUUUCCCCCCUCCCAACCCAACCGGCAGCCUGAAGUUGGAAUGCGACAAGCUCGCCAGCGAGAAGUCUGAGAUGCAGCGCCACUACGUGAUGGUAGGUUUCGCACUCGCGGCCGGGCGCUCGCCGGGGCGGGAGAUGGCAGUGCCGCAAGGGGGGUUGCGGGGACGGACACAAGAUCAAGGCCCUGUUGGGGCGACACCGUUUUCAAACUAGCCGAGGUUAAAGAGCCUUUAACUCCUUGCCUUGGAAAGCUCAGACAAUAUAGGGCCCAUCCAUAGCUGUCAACUGUCCCUUAUUUGGCGGGAAAGUCCCUUAUCCCAGCGCUGUGUCCUGCUGCUGUCCCUUACUGAUGAUGUCUCUUAAAUCUCCCGGGUUUCAAAGGAAGCAGCUCCUCUCCCCCCCUCCCUGCCGGCCAGGGAGGAGGGAGGCUCCAACUGUGUUGCUUGGCUGCGUUGCUCACCCAAUAAGGAGUCUAAGAACGACUGGGGGGUGGAGCUUGCAUGUCUUGUGCCAAUCAAAUCGGCCGCAUUGCCUGGGGACCAGCCUUUGCUCAGCGCUUCCCAGCGGAGAGGUGACGGUGGUUUUCCUUGCUGCAUCCCCUUUGCGGGGUUGCUGCGCUGUGGGAACCACCGCUUGAGGCUUCGUUUGGCUGCUGGCUGGGCUUUCUGCCUUUGGCUCGGAGGGGCUCAGAAGUGGAACAUACCUGUGCCUGGAAAAUCCCUUAUUUUGGCUGCUGAUCCCUUAUUCUCGAGGCUGCUGAUCCCUUAUUUUCAAAUCUGCAAGUUGACAGCUAUGGUCCCAUUGUAUUGUCAAAGUUGGCUGGGGUUUCGGAUGGAACCAGCUCCCCCCACAGCGAUGCCUUUUGGGGUCGGGGGCUUCCGCAGUGCCAAGCAGGAGCCAUGUACCACGGGUGACAACACUUUGGAGGUCCCAGGUCGCAAGGUGGUUAGAUUGGUCUCAACUGGGGCCAGGGCCUUUUCGGCGCUGGCCCCGACUUGGUGGAACGCUCUGUCACAAAAGACCAGGGCCCUGCGGGAUUUGACAUCUUUCCGCAGGGCCUGCAAGACAGAGCUGUUCCGCCUGGCCUUUGGUUUGGACUCAGUCUGACCCUUAUGGUUUUGAUCUAUGGGCUACUAUUAAAAUGACGCUACAUUUUAAAUCAUAUUUUAACCUGUAUUUUAAAUUGGAGGUUUUUUAAAAUAAUUUUUUAUUGUAAUUUGACUGGUGUUAAGUAAAGGGACCCCUGACCAUUAGGUCCAGUCGUGGCCGACUCUGGGGUUGUGGCGCUCAUCUCGCUUUAUUGGCCAAGGAAGCCGGCGUCCAGCUUCCGGGUCAUGUGGCCAGCAGGACUAAGCCGCUUCUGGCGAACCAGAGCAGCGCACGGAAACGCCGUCUACCUUCCCGCCGGAGCAGUACCUAUUGAUCUACUUGCACUUUGACGUGCUUUUGAACUGCUAGGUUGGCAGGAGCAGGGACCGAGCAACGGGAGCUCACCCUGUUGCAGGGAUUCGAACUGCCGACCUUCUGAUCGGCAAGCCCUAGGCUCUGUGGUUUAACCCACAGCGCCACCCGCGUCCCUUGACUGGUGUUAGCUGCCCUGAAUAACAAUAAAAUCAAAGUUCAGAAAUCAAUUUAGAGGUAAUCCAUCUAAUAAGCAUUAGAUAAUUCACUGUCUGAAUUAGUCCUACUUGGGCCAGCGAGGAGCCAGGGGAAAAUUAGUGGGAUCCCAGAGCGUGUAAUCUUAAUAAAAAGGGGAGGGGGAGGAAAGGAAGGGGAAUAAAAGAUCAGGCUGAAUUCAAAUUAAAGGCCAGGCAGAAUAGCUCCGUCUUACAGCCCCGACGGAAGGAGCUUAAAUCCUGCAGGGCCCUGGUCUCAUGGGACAGAGCAUUCCACCAGGUCGGAACCAUCACUGAGAAGGCCCUGGCCCUGGUGGAGGAUAGUCUGACUUCCUUAGGGCCCGGGACCUCUAAACGAUCAGAAUUCCAGUAGACUUGUUAAUCUCUGGGUUGCGGGUUCGAGCCCACAUUGGGCCAAAGAUUCCUGCCUCGCAAGGGGGUUGGGCUGGAUGACCUCCUGGGGUCCCUUCCAAUUCUACGGUUCCGGGGUCCCAUGACAACAUUUCCGGUCAGGCAAAGCACUUGGGGCGCGAAGCAGAGUUCCUGGACCUGUGAUUCCCCUUUUCCUGAGGCGGGGAUUCCGUCUCGAUAUGAGCAGGCUAUUAAAAGGAUGGAUUAUAUUAGUUUUGAAUUUGAAAAAUACCCAAAAUGCAGAGAGGAUGAGGAUGAUUACAGUGGUACCUCGGGUUAAGUACUUAAUCCGUUCCGAAGGUCUGUUCUUAACCUGAAACUGUUCUUAACCUGAAGCACCACUUUAGCUAAUGGGGCCUCCUGCUGCCGCCGGAGCACGAUUUCUGUUCUCAUCCUGAAGCAAAGUUCUUAACCUGAAGCACUAUUUCUGGGUUAGCGGAGCCUGUAACCUGAAGCGUAUGUAACCCGAGGUACCACUGUAUCUCUAGACAUCUGGAACAUGGGAAGUCCCAAGAAAAUUUUUAUAAUUUGAAUAUAUAAUUGGUGUAUUGUUAAUAUUGUAAUUUGGAUCGAUUUGAUUUGUCGUUCGUUGGAAGGUUGUUACUGAAAAUGAAUAAAUUCCAUAACAACAACAAAAAGUACUUUUUGGAAAGGUUAAAGGGUGUCGUCAUCCGCCAACCAAAAAAAAAGGACAAAUUGGCUAUCUGAUUAUUAUUAUUAUUAUUAUUAUUAUUAUUAUUAUUAUUUAUAUCCCGCCCUCCCCAGCCAAAGCUGGGCUCAGAGUGGCUAACAAUAAAAGUAACACAGUUUACAUAAAAUAACAAUCAAGGGAAGGAGGGUCAAAUUUGGCAGGUAAGAGAAAUCUAAGCAUUGGGUUUCUAGUCUUAAAGAUUAGAAACUUAAAGAGAGCAUAUGGGGCAAUGUUUGGUGGGACCUCUCGGGGCUGAAUUUUUGCUCAGCGCCCCGAAUUGGCGCUUUGGUUUGUGAAACGGUUAUUGAAAUAAUAAUAAUAAUAAUAAUUUAUUAUUUAUACCCCGCCCAUCUGGCUGAGUUUCCCCAGCCGCUCUGGGCGGCUCCCAAUCGAGUGUUAAAAACAAUACAGCGUUAAGUAUUAAAAACUUCCCUAAACAGGGCUGCCUUCAGAUGCCUUUUAAAGAUAAGAUAGCUGCUUAUUUCCUUGACAUCUGAUGGGAGGGCGUGCCACAGGGCGGGCGCCACCACCGAGAAGGCCCUCUGUCUGGUUCCCUGUAACCUCACUUCUCGCAAGGAGGGAACUGCUAGAAGGUUCUUGGCGCUGGACCUCAGUGUCCGGGCUGAACGAUGGGGGUGGAGACGCUCCUUCAGGUAUACAGGACCGAGGCCGUUUAGGGCUUUCAAUUAGGCUGAGCGGAUGGGGAAUAUUCCGGGCUAGGGUGGGCCCAGCAGGCUUAAGGUCCCUGUCUCUCUCUGUGUGUUGGUGAUUCCAGUUCGAUGGCUUUUUGUUUCCCUCCGCCAGGGUGUCAUUAAGGGCGGCUGAAAAGAUUUCCAGAGCUCCAGCCGCGCGUCGGCGCUUCCCCUGGAACGGCGAGAUAAUAGGGAGAUGUAUUAUCUCCCAGGAAACUAUCAGCUAUAGAAAGGGGGUGGAGGGGGCGAGAACGAAGAAAAGAAUAGGGGGAAAAGCCAAACCACCAUCUGAUUCCAUGUGCGGCAGGAUUCUAUGCAGAGGCUGCACAGAAGCCACACAAAAAAAGGAAUCUGCGUUUUUGCCUUUUUGAAAAACCUCCUAGUCCACAUGAAGGUGGGAUUGGAUUCGUUUGAGAUUUUCCCCCCCCAUUCGCCUCCUUUAAGAGGACGGCUGCCCUCGCAAUGUGGUUUCCAAUAACACCCUCCCCACCAAAAUAUUAAAAUGUGAUUGUGUCUUUAAAAGCUUGAACGGCAAAUCUGGAUGCCCUCUAUGUGCCCCCGCCCCAGAAAAAAAUUUUCAGAGCAUCCCCUGGAGUAAAUUUGUGGUGGUGGUGAGGGGUGGCGAGAGAGAUGUACAAGUGCCGUCAUAGAACCACAAAGAAGUUAAAAGCUGUCCAGUAUAAGAUGGAUUGGGACGCGGGUGGCGCUGUGGGUUAAACCACAGAGCCUAGGACUUGCCGAUCAGAAAGUCGGCGGUUCGAAUCCCCGCAAUGACGGGGUGAGCUCCCGUUGCUCGGUCCCUGCUCCUGCCAACCUAGCAGUUCGAAAGCACGUCAAAGUGCAAGUAGCUAAAUAGGUACAGCUCCGGCAGGAAGGUAAAUGGCGUUUCCGUGUGCUGCUCUGGUUCGCCAGAAGCGGCUUAGUCCUGCUGGCCACAUGACCCGGAAGCUGUACACCGGCUCCCACGGCCAGUAAAGCGAGAUGAGCGCCGCAACCCCAGAGUUGGCCACGACUGGACCUAACGGUCAGGGGUCCCUUUACCUUUACCUAUAAGAUGGAAAUUGACAAGCUGGAAGGUUGAGUCUAGAAGCCGAGCCUGAUGAGGAACGGUUGAAGCAGCUAGGUAUGUUUAGCCUGGGAAAGGAGAGACUGAGAGGAGAGAAGAGAGCCCAGCUUCAAAUAUCUGAAGGGAAGAGGGGAGCGAGAUUGUUUUCUGCUUUUCCAAAGGGCAGGGCCCCGAACCUACGGGUUCAAAAUUGCAAGAGAGGGAGAUUGCAAGGAAACGUUAGGGAGAGCUUUCUGGCGGUAAGAUCACCAGAGGAACAGGCUUCCUCAAGAGGUGGUGGACUCACACCCCUUUGAGUUUUGUAAGCAGAGGUUGGCUGUCUUCAGCUAUGACUCCUGCAUCGCAAGGGUUUGGGCUAGAAUAUCAGGGGUCAGCAAACUUUUCCAGCCAUGGGCCGGUCCACCGUCCCUCAGACCUUGUGGGGGGCCAGACUAUAUUUUGGAGAAGGAAAAAAAAUGAACGAAUUCCUAUUCCAAACAAAUAACCCAGAGAUGCAUUUUAAAUAAAAGCACACAUUCUACUCAUGUAAAAACAUGCUGACCGUCUGCAGGCUGGAUUUAGAAGGUGAUUGGGCUGGAUCCGGCCCCCGGCCAUUAGUUUGCCUACCCAUGGGCUAGUCAGGGGUCAGUGGCCUUUUUCAGCUGUGGGGCAGUCCACUGUCCCUCAGACCUUGUGGGGGGCUGGACUAUAUUUUGAAAAAAGGAAUGAACAGAUUCCUAUGCCCCACAAAUAACCCAGAGAUGCAUUUUAAAUAAAAGGACACGUUCUACUCAUGUAAAAACACCAGGCAAGCCCCACAAAUAACCCAGAGAUGCAUUUUAAAUCAAAGGGCACGUUCUACUCAUGAAAAACACGCUGAUUCCCGGACCGUCCGCAGGACGGAUUUAGAAGGCGAUUGGGCCAGAUCCAGCCCCUGGGCCUUAGUUUGCCUACCCAUGGGCUAGAUGAUCUUUGGGGGGGAGUGUCCCCUUCCAACUCCACGAUUCUUAACAGCGCCCCGCAGGCAUGAAAGAUUUCACCAGCGGAACAAGUCUCUUCCGGCCGAAUGAAUUUAUCGUUCGCUGCUGCUGCUGCUAUCAUUUGCUACCGUUAGCCUAGUUAAAAACCAAACAAAGACACACAGAGGUCUGCCGUGUGGUUAUCUAGAUUACAGUGGUACCUCGGGUUAAGUACUUAAUUCGUUCCGGAGGUCCGUACUUAACCUGAAACUGUUCUUAACCUGAAGCACCACUUUAGCUAAUGAGGCCUCCCGCUGCGAUUACUGUUCUCAUCCUGAAGCAAAGUUCUUAACCUGAAGCACUAUUUCUGGGUUAGCGGAGCCUGUAACCUGAAGCGUAUGUAACCCGAGCUACCACUGUAUAUACGGGAUGAGCCUUGAGUCUUGAUCCGUGCAAACUCAUCCUCACGGACGUCUCAUUGCGGUAGCAAAGUAGAGCUUCCAGGUACAGGGUUGGUGUAUCUGAAAUAGGUGAAGGAGCAGAAGAAGGCUAAGGUGAUUCUUACCCUAUUUUGCUGUUGUUCUUUUCCUUCCUCAAAUCCUAACUCUUCCUCUCCAUCUCCUCUACCCCUUCCAGUACUACGAGAUGUCCUAUGGGCUAAAUAUUGAAAUGCACAAACAGGUAAGGCGCAGCUUUGUAGGCCUCAUGGCGGUUUACCCUUAACUCAGCUUGCCCCCAGACCGCAGGGUCCCUUAGCCAGCCCCUCUGUUGUCUCCCUGUAGGGAAGAAUGGAGCAAGUCCUUUUUUUGACUUAGAGCCUGCUCAGGUCUGCAUUGAGCUGUGGUUUCUUUUUUAAAAAACAAAAAUUAGUAUUUUUAAUGGCAGAAAGUGAGUAGGAAUUAAAGAACCUUUUAAUGAGGGUGAAAGAGGAGAGCGCAAAAUAUGGUCUGAAGCUCAACAUCAAAAAAACCCAAGAUCAUGGCCACUGGGCCCAUCACCUCCUGGCAAAUAGAAGGGGAAGAAAUGGAGGCAGUGAGAGAUUUUACUUUCUUGGGCUCCAUGAUCACUGCAGAUGGUGACAGCAGCCACGAAAUUAAAAGACGCCUGCUUCUUGGGAGGAAAGCAAUGACAAACCUAGACAGCAUCUUAAAAAGCAGAGACAUCACCUUGCCAACAAGGGUCCGUAUAGUUCAAGCUAUGGUUUUCUCAGUAGUGAUGUAUGGAAGUGAGAGCUGGACCAUUAAAAAGGCUGAUCGCCGAAGAAUGGAUGCUUUUGAAUUAUGGUGUUGGAUGAGACUCUUGAGAGUCUCAUGGACGGCAAGAAGAUCAAACCUCUCCAUUCUGAAGGAAAUCAGCCCUGAGUGCUCACUGGAAGGACAGAUCCUGAAGCUGAGGCUCCAAGACUUUGGCCACCUCAUGAGAAGAGAAGACUCCCUGGAAAAGACCCUGAUGUUGGGGAAGAUGGAGGGCACAAGGAGAAGGGGACAACAGAGGACGAGAUGGUUGGAUAGUGUUCUCGAAGCUACCAGCAGGAGUUUGACCAAACUGCGGGAGGCAGUGGAAGACAGGAGGGCCUGGCGUGCUCUGGUCCAGGGGGUCACGAAGAGGCGGACACGACGAAACGACUAAACAACAACAAAUGCUCUCUCUCCCCCAGAAACAAAUGCAUAUUUGUAUGCAUUUUGUCCUCAAAAUACUCGUUUUUGCAUACCCUUUCCCUCCUAAAAUGCACAGUUUAGGCACGCUUUUCUCUUAAAAUAUACUGGGGUUUUUGCAUCAGUGGUGAAAGCGUUCAGUUUUCCAAUAAAACGAUUAAGCGGUCUUCCUUCCCUACUUAACGACACUCCUUAGUUUCACCGUAUAUACCACAUCCCAUAUUUUUGAUAUCAAAUCCUCUGUAACAUCAAACGUUUACAAUGACCCUGUAAAAUAAGCCAGUGUCUACAAUCCCAGAGCUAAGAUUUGUGAAUUCAUAGGUGAGGUGAGAUUAAGUCACAAAAGUGGCUAGUGUACAUUUUCCCCCCAAACUGGUGUCUUCCAGAUGUUUUGGGCUGCACCUCACAUCAGCCCUGGCCUGCACCACUGCCACCACGGUGUUUGAAAGACUUGAGUUGGCAUCUUUUCGAUUGAUGUUCCUUCUGUCUUCAUGUUGAAGCUUUCUGUCUUCACGUUGACUCCUUCUGUCUUCACGUUGACUCUUUCUGUCUUCCAUUUCAGGCCGAAAUUGUCAAGAGGUUAAACGGGAUCUGUGCUCAAGUGUUGCCCUAUCUUUCCCAAGAGGUAACUCCUCUCUCCCUUCUUCUUCUUUUUUUUUUUGCAAAUGGGGGAGAAUAGGGUUAGAUUUCAUCACUGAAAAAACAAAGAUAUUCCCCACCACUUUCUAGAGCAACUUCAUCUUUCCUAAGGAGGGCAGACUUCACUCGGCUUGCUUUUGGGCUUGGUGACUUGGCACACUCUUGGUGACAUCACUGGGAGUGUGACAGGGCCUAGUGUGACAGGGCACCAACCCCAUUCCUUCUCUCCCUACCAACCUGAAAGCCUCCUGUCCUUCACCCCAUACCUGACACACUGAAUAACAGUGUGCCGGACACCAGUGCUCCUGGGAUAUUGAGUUUCCCAGGGCACCUGAGAACUCAGCAGGGAAAACAGGGUGCCCUGGGAACUAUACCUCCCAGGGCUCCUUGCAUGCUCACAACCACACCCCAGGCCUUCCUCUCCAAAGUGCACUUUAGGAUGCUUAGAUUUCGGGGUGCCUGAUAUCACCGAAAUAUUUGGGCGCCAUGGGAAACCGCACAUCCCAGGGCUCCUUGCUGAUGUUCAGAGGCCCAAUCUACCUCUGAGCCAGAGGUGAACGUCUUGGGAAGACCUGACGUUCUGCUUGUAACAUGGCUGGGUGUGUAGGAGCUCCAGAAAUCCGAGUCCCGGGCAAAUCUCACCCUCGCUCCGGCAUUUAUUUUGGCUCGACCGCUGCCGAGUCCCUCUUUGAAACUGUUCCGUCCGUUGAUCUCCCCGCGUCCCUUGCUGCCCCCUUGUUCCUGGACCUCCUUGCUGCCCUACCAGUGGAAUAUGUGUGUGGUUUUGUUGUUAUUUGCUUUCUAUUUCUCCAGCAUCAACAACAGGUCCUCGGAGCCAUUGAACGAGCCAAGCAAGUGACAGCGCCGGAACUCAACUCUAUCAUCCGGGUCCGUGGCGUUCCGUACGGGAACUGGGCGGUGGGUAGGAGGGAAGAGCAUUGGCGCUCCUUCCCCUGAGAGGGAGGAGAGCAUAGUGGUUAGCGUUGGGCUAGGACUGCGGAGAGCUUACUUCGAUAACUAAAAGGGGGGAGGAAUCCUGCACGUUGCUUUUGCAUCUUGCUGAGAAUGUGCAAAUAAAUCACUAUUGCUUAUUAUUAUUAUUAGUGCUUUUUUUCUUGGGGAACGCAUACCCCGAAACAUUUCGUGAAUAUUUGUACUUUUGCUUGUCUACUGUAUUUAUUGUUCCCAAUUUGAACUAUAAAACGGUGGUUUUCUCGAGUCAAAAUGAGAGGACCCCUAAACAUUUUUUUUUCAGAAAAAAGCACUGGUUGUUAUUAUUAUUAAUACCGUGGUACCUCGGUUGUCGAACAGGUCGGCUCCUGAACGCCGCAAACCUGGAAGUGAGUGUUCCGGUUUGCGGACGUUUUUCGGAAACCGAACAUCAAGCGCGGCUUCCGAUUGGAUGCAGGAAGUUCCUGCAGCCAAUCAGAAGCUGCGUGUUGGUUUUCGAAUGGUUCCGGGGGUCGAAUGGACUCCCAGAAUGGAUUAAGUUCGACAACCAAGGUACCACUGUACCUGGAUUCCUGUGUUGUAAACUCCAACCUGGAGGGGAUAUGGGUGAACGUCUGCUACUCUUACACCCGCAAAGGUUUACUUGUUUAAAGCAAACUUUGCCUUGCAGGGGUUUUGGAGUACAGCUCCCAUCCGCUCCCAGUUUCAUACUGGCUGGGGGGCAGCUGAGAGUUGUAAUCUGAAGCCCUAGAUUGUAUCCAUUGCCUUCCGAAUGAGUCACUGCUCUGGGCUGGCUCUUCGUUGGCUACGGUCCUCACUUUCCUGGGGAGCAAGCGCCAUUUGGCUCAGCUUCUGAAGGAGCCGUCCCAACGACUCUGUCACGCUUGGGGCCAAACUCUGAAAAGAGCCCGAAAUCGGGGACUCGUGCAGGGAGACGACAGGCACCCUCUAGGGGGGUCGCCCCGCUGUGCAUCUCACUUGCUCUCUCCGCACCUGAUGUGCCGCAUGUACCCACUCCCUUAGCGGAGGCAAGGCAGAACAGUGACUCGUUCAGAAGCUCAACGGGCAACCUCUUGUGAAUUGAGCUAUGCGUUACUUGUCAUGUUGUUAUCCCGGCUUCUGGGUCACGGGGCAUGGCUCCCAGCCAUUUUAUCCUCGCAGCAACCCUGUAGGUCAGAGCUAAGAAGGCUCGCUGGCACCUCCAGCGGUUGUUGAACUCCCUUCCGCCUCAGCAAGCAUGCCUAGUGGUCAAGCUUGAUGGGGUUUGUGGGGAGCUACUGGGAAGCCCACCCCUGUUGGCUAGGCUGAGAGACGUAACAAGCGACCCAGUGUAAACGCAGCACGGACUGGGGAUCUGACACCACUUUUGAUUGCUUUCUUGUGGCAUUCUUGCGGCCCGUGACAACAUCAGCAAGGAGCCCUGGGAUGCUCAGUUUCCCGUGGCCCCUAAAUUUCAGGUUUGUUAGUACACUCCUGUCGUUUCCCCCCACCCUCCCUUUCCCAUCUUCCUUAAAUACCCACCUUGGCUCCUCUGCGAGUUGCCGUCGAAGACGUCCCCUCCAGACCGGCUACCCAAAAGGGGAAAGAACUGUUUUGUCUGCCCCACCCAAUAAUGGCGUUAACAAAAACCAGGGUAGUCAGACUUGAUUUAAAUCUUCUUUUUACAGAAAGACUCGUUCUUGUUGGCACAUUAUCAUAAUAUUUGCAACCAGAUGAAGGUUUCAUAUUUUGAAAUAAUAAAUUUUUCAGAGUAGUUUUUAAUCAAAAAUGACUGGUUUGGCUAUAACAGGGACAGCCAACUCUCCCAGAAUUAAAAACUGGCAGUGAUCUACAGCUUUGUUGCAGGGGGUUGGUUUCAGGUCAAAGUUGUGGAGCUUAUUUUGAAAGUUACCGUAUUUUUCGCUCUAUAAGAUGCACCAGACCACAAGGCGCACCUAGUUUUUGGAGGAAGAAAACAAGAAAAAAAAUAUUCUGAAUCUCAGAAGCCAGAACAGCAAGAGGGAUCGCUGGGCAGCGAAAGCAGCAAUCCCUCUUGCUGUUCUGGCUUCUGGGAUAGCUGCGCAGCCUGCAUUCGCUCCAUAAGACACACACACAUUUCCCCUUACUUUUUAGGAGGGGAAAAGUCAGUCUUAUAGAGCAAAAAAUACGGUAUUUCACAUGCUGCUGAGAAAAACGCCAAGGUCCCAACUGGAUAGGGUUUAGAUUUUUUUUAAUUCGAAAAACGGCCUAGGAUAGCAAAGUCUCUCCCUUCUGGAGUGGGGGAUAUUGGGCCACCGGGCACUUGGCUCAUGGGGGAAAUUGCAUCUUGGGUAUUUUCUGGGGCGGAAUUGUCCCCUCCCCCAUGUUUCUAAAAGUGGCUCCUGUGAACACAAGUUAUUGGGGCCCACAAGACCUUCUUAAAAGAGAUGUCUCUCCUUUUCUCCCGUAGACCAAAGAUACUUUAAGGUGUAGGACCUGCAACAAAGUGUUGCUGUGUAGUUUGUCACUGUUCAGGAUUCUGGCCGGCUAUGGUCUUUCCCAAAAUUCUCCAAUAAUAAGAAUAAUUUAUACCCCGCCCAUCUGGCUGGGCUUCCCCAGCCACUCUGGGCGGCUUCCAAAAAAAUAUUAAAAUACUGUGAUACAUCAAACAUUAAAAGCUUCCCUAAACAGGGCUGCCUUCAGAUGUCUUCUAAAAGUCUGGUAGUUCUUGUUUUCUUUGACAUCUGAUGGGAGGGCGAUCCACAGGGAGGGAGCCACCACCGAGAAGGCCCUCUGCCUGGUUCCCUGUAACCUCACUUCUCGCAGGGAGGGAACCGCCAGAAGACCCUCGGAGAUAGAUCUCAGUGUCUGGACUGAACGAUGGGGGUGGAGACGCCUCCUUCAGGUCUACUGGGCCAAGGCCGUUUAGGGCUUUAAAGGUCAGCACCAACACUUUGAAUUGCGCUCGGAAACAUACUGGGAGCCAAUGUAGGUCUUUCAAGACCGGUGUUAUAUGGUCUCGGCGGCCGGUCCCAGUCACCAGUCUGGCUGCCGCGUUCUGGAUUAGUUGUAGUUUCCGGGUCACCUUCAAAGGUAGCCCCACAUAGAGCACAUUGCAGUAGUCCAAGCGAGAGAUAACUAGAGCAUGCACCACUCUGGUGAGACAGUCUGUGGGCAGGUAGGGUCUCAGACUGCGUACCAGAUGAAGCUGGUAGACAGCUGCCCUGGACACGGGAGUUGACCUGUUAACUCCCCCUCCCUCCCCCCAAUGUUUUCCCUUCUCCACCCCACAUCAGUUGAUGAACAUGCCAUGGCUACUGUGCACGGCCAGUCCUCGCUUCGAUGUCUGGUUGGAGUGCCCUCCCAUUAACUUGCCCUUUUGGGCAAACUUCCGGGUUUUCUUCCCACACUGCCGACAACUCCCUCUUGGUGGCGGGUCAAAACUUCGCCGUCCCUGAUGCUUCACCCGAACCAGGAAUGGGGGCUCUGUGCGUUGUUGUACUACAAUUCCCAUCACCUGCAACUGGUGCACGUGGAGGAUGGACUUCGUAGUCCAGCAAAAUUUGGAAGGCCGCAGGUUCCGCAUCCCAGAGCUUUGCUGUCCCCGAUGCUUCACCCAAAACAGGAACGGGGGCUCUGGCUGUUGUACUACAAUUCCCAUCACCUGCAACUGGUGCUCGUGGAGGAUGGACUUUGUAGUCCGGCAAAAUUUGGAAGGCCGCAGGUUCCUCAUCCCAAAGCUUUUUUAAAAAAACGAAGCAUGCUCCCUCUGCUGUAGAAAUACUCCAUUUUGCCCGCAUGCGAACAGAACUGAUAAUGUGAUUUUUUUGCAGAGGUGGUUUGCAGUCCGCUCCCUUUGCAAGCCCCACUCACCCAUCCCUUUGUCCCCUCCCCUUUUCCUCUGCUUUCUCGUUUCCCUACAGCAGCAGCUCCAGGCUCACCAGCUCUCCCAGCUCCAAGCUCUCGCCUUGCCGUUGACCCCGCUGCCCGUGGGGCUGCAGCCCCCGUCGCUCCCGGCUGUCAGCGCCAGCACCGGCUUGCUGUCCCUGUCCGCCCUCGGCUCGCAAGCCCACCUCUCCAAGGAAGACAAGAACGGCCACGACGGGGACGCCCACCAGGACGACGACGGGGAGAAGUCGGAUUAGACCCGGUUUCGGCGGGGGGAUCCUGGGGCGGCGGUGGCACAAAAGGGGAAAGCUCAGUAAAAGUUGCGGUAUCCACUCCGGCUAGCGCUCGGUGGACCCGUUGGUGUUGUUUGGCAGGGGCAGGGAGGGGGAGGAGUUAGCCUGCCCCGCCCACCUCUGCAGCAAUAAUGUUUUUGGGUCCCCCCCCCUUUUUGGAAUUCCAGCCCCCCGUUGCCGGAGCAAUUUUACCCAGAGGCACAAUCCUGAUCACUCUACAAUGAAUUGCAGGUGAACACCACCCCGAUUAAUUUUGAUUUUUCUGUGUGGGAAUGCUUGCAUCGGAACGCUAGCUUCCCUCGACAAAAUUGCCACCACCUGCCAGCGGCUUGCCGGGAACUCUGUAUAUGCUCCAGGGCCACCCAUAACCGCUUGCUGUUCCGCACCUAGCGUGGCAGAAGUCCAAACAGUGGCUUUUUGCAGAAUCUAGGGGGAGAUCGUCCCGAGCCGCUGUAUAAGAGAGGCUGCUUUUUUGAGUUUUACAAAAUGGAGAACAACCGGUCUUCGCAGAUAGCAGGGGGGAAAUCAGGCCAUAGGUGGGAAUUCGUCAUGGGGUGGCUAAAUGCUUUGCAGUAGUUCUGGGGAAGUUUCCGAGUCCUGGUUGUCCAACAACGAAAAGGACCCCUCCAAAAAAAUUACCUUCUCCACAUCUAGUCAUUUUGAGACUUCUUGGUAGUUUUAAAAACCCACUGCCCUGUUUUAGGUGACCGAUGGUGCAGUCCUAACUGGGUCUACUCAGAAGCAAAUCAUAUUCAGUAGGGCUUGCUUCCAGGUAAGGGGUUAGGAUUGCAGCUUGACAAAUUAAAUAAACAAGUUCAAGGGGUCACCAGUGCAGCACCCAUGGGCCCCAGCGUGUCCCAUCACUCGCGAAAGGUCUCCGUAAAUAACGCCCUCAAAAAUUCGUAGCAUGCGAGAAACUUUGCUCUUCCUGCCCAGUUUGUGCUUCUACGGGCUCAGCUCUGUGGGCAGCCAAUUUGUGCUACGCUGCACUCCUUGCCACAGCCAUUUCGGGACUGGUGCAAAAUCCAUGCGCGCCCCCUGGCUCGAAACGGUUUGCGAGCCCUGCGUUAAGUGGCGCGGUUCGAAUCCCCGCAACGGGGUGAGCUCCCAUUGCUCGGUCCCAGCUCCUGCCAACCUAGCAGUUCAAAACCACACCAGUGCAAGUAGAUAAAUAGGUACCGCUGCGGCGGGAAGGUAAACGGUGUUUCCGUUUGCUCUGGUUUCCAUCACGGUGUCCCGUUGCGCCCGUAGUCCUGCUGGCCACAUGAUCCGGAAAGCUGUCUGCGGACAAACGCCCGCUCCCUUGGCCUGAAAGCGAGAUGAGCGCCGCAACCCCAUAGUCAACUUUGGCUGGACUUAACCGUCCGGGGUCCUUUACCUUUACCUAAGUGUUAGGAAAUCCGGCCUGCAAGGUGUGGCUUGUGGGGUGGAGAUGAUCUUUGGCGCUGCUCCCCAAGUUGCAUUAGACUCUGGUCUCCAAACCCCUCUUUUUCUGCAGCCCUCAAGGUUUUAGUAAGAAAGCAAGCAGAAAAAUUCCUGUACACCAACAUUUGCCCCAAGUGAUGUUUUCCGAACCACCAAACCAGUAGAGGAGAUGGCUUGCGGAAUGGAGAACCGUGCUUUGAUGUUCCUCCAAACCUUGAGCGUGCGUCGCUUCUGCCUAACCUGGGAAGGACGUACCUUCAGGGGCUGGUGGCGGCCCCCGAGACGUCUUCAUUCGGCCCCCCAGAAGCCUCCACAACUCGUGAUCCUUUGCUGACCCCAUUCCGCACAAUUCCCGAGUCCUUUGGCCCGGCUGGAAGGUGCCCUCCGAAAACACGUCCCGCUCGCCUCGAUGGAGAGGGUGGGUGUCAAAACUCGCCCGCUGCCUGUUUGCCACGCCCAGUUUCGCCUCUGGCCCCGCCCACCAGCAGGUUGCAGUCCCGCCCCCAGAAGGAAACCUGUCCGUCAAGCUGCCGGCAAAAAAAACCCCGGCAUUCCCGAACGCCGCCCCUGUUGUGCGUAGUACUACGCACGUGCCAACAAGCACCUAGGAAGUUUUUCGCGUUCCUUCCCGCGCUCGCCCCGUUACCCAUCAAGAACCUCCAUUAUCUGCCAGUCCUCUCCGGUUCGGAUUUAAUCCACGCUGCAACUCCCCGUUGCUUAACUUCCCCCGCCGUUCCUGCGCAUCGCGGCUCCCACAAGCGAUUUUUCUUUCUUUCUCUCUCUUGAUGCACACAUUCUUCAGAUCCCCUUCCCCGCCGGUGCAGUUUUAGACAAAUGAGCACCUUUUGUCCUUUUUAAUUUUUAUUUUUGCAUGUGUCUCGUUUUUAAGGUAGCACAGAAUCGGAAUUUUUUUAUAUAUAUCUAUAUCUAUAAAUAUAUAAAUAUAUUCAUCCCAUAUUCCUCCUUCCGGGUGACUUUUGACGUGGUGUCGGUUCCCCCCCCCCCAAAAAAAAAACACACACACCCUUCCUUAUCUGUGACCCACAUUCUUGCAAAUCUAGGUUCUUCCCAGUAUCCCAGCGGCUGAUGUCCUUUUCAUUAUUUCUUCCUCAUCCCCUGAAAGGUUUGAGUUGUGGGAAAGGGGAGAAGGGUGGUAAGGGGGGAGAAAAAUACGACAAUUCUCAACCCCCCCUCCUCACUUUUUGAUGUUUUUGUUUUGAACUCUCACUGUUGUCGUUUUUUUUUGAAAAGGAUACUGCAACUUUGUCUUCUCUUUCUGUAAGCUAGCUUGACUCUUUAUCCCCAACCCCAUUUAACGAAAGAAAUUUUAAGACAAAAAAAAAAGAGAGAGAUUUUCGUGUUUGUAUAUAUUCCUUUAGAGGAAGAGAGGAGAAAAAAAGGAAAGAAGGAAGAAAAGAAAAGAAAAAAGAAACCUUUGUUUGCUUCAUGUGUUUAUUAAUCACUUGACCUAUAUAUUAAGAGGAACUGAGAGAAAUUAAUUCUGUAUUAAGGGUGUCUUAGCUGUGCCUUUUUCAAAUAAAAGAAAUCAGAUGGUUGGUUAAAAUUGCA